Adelges cooleyi (spruce gall adelgid) is the source of this 1153-nucleotide messenger RNA. It is a transcript of the gene Reg-5, whose product is annotated as rhythmically expressed gene 5 protein. The coding region runs from base 126 to 782 and encodes 218 amino acids. The record is from RefSeq and is a predicted model, not a curated record. Lineage: Eukaryota; Metazoa; Arthropoda; Insecta; Hemiptera; Adelgidae. The transcript has 5 exons.
UCUUAUUACCGUAUUCGGCACUCGAUGACGGCCAGUGUGUUUCAAGACGCGCACGAUAAGACACGUAUUGCGAUCAACCAACUUCAACAGCGAUAAUUAUCUCAUUUCACCCUUUCAACUGCACUAUGAGACCCUACGUUUUAUUGUGGCUGUCGGCCGCUUUCUUAGCGACCGGGAUCUCCGGCUCGGCAAUUCCGAUGUGGGAGUUCCUCAGCAGAGGAGAAAAGAUGAGCCACUUGUUUAACAUGUUUGUAAAACAAGUAGCCGAUUUUUGUGAUUCAUCUUCGAUGCCGGACUGCAAUAAAGUAUUGCUUCUUUACGGUUUGACUAAUUUAGCAAAAAUGGAAGAUGACAGCUUAGACCAAAUGGACCCUUAUCAAAGAGGCUCUACCAUGAUGAUUUGGGAUUCUAUGAUGAAAGGAGGAUACUCUCCAUCAGAAACGACCAAUAACAAACACCAACACGAAAACACUGAUCCAUUAGAAACAAGCGGGGAAAACGAUUUAGGAUCAGCAUCAAACAAUGUGGAAGAAAUAGCAACACCGCCCGGCGGUUAUGUUAUCGGACCGAUGGUGGUCAGAGUGAUGCCCGAUGGCCGUCCAGUUCCAGGCGAUUCUCAACGACCUUUGCCUAAAGACGAGGAUGCAGAAGAAUUCUUAGCCAUGCGAUCCAAACCUAUGCCGUCCAUGGUCGAUGUAUUAGGUCAACGCAACCAACAACGGAAGACGCAAGAAAGACCGGCCGCAAGACCAUAUAGGUAUACCUUAAAGCCCAUCAACUGAUACUUCUAAACACUGCCUUUUCUCAACAACUUGGUACAGUUUCAGACGUCAUAUUUAUUUAUUUAUUUUUAUAAAUGCGUAUUUUUUUUUAUAUAGAUAUAUAUUUAUUUUUUUUAUGUAUUAUGGAGAAACAUUUUUUAUCUUGGAAAAUUCUAUUAUAUCUUUCAUUGUAACUAUUUGUUUAAUUGUUUUCUUUAGGUUUAAAUGUGUCAGGGUCCUAAAUAAUUGUGAACACAAUUUUUUUAAACUUUUUAUUUUUUAGAGUGAGAUACUAUUAUUUAUUUAUAAAUUUAUAAUUAUUUUAACUUAUUUGUAAAUAGUACUGUUAGGUACCAUGUGUUGUGAUAUUUAUGUUAAAAAUUAAGUAAACA